This is a messenger RNA of Camelina sativa (false flax), 1538 nucleotides long. RefSeq names its product WAT1-related protein At4g01430-like. NCBI's taxonomy places the organism in Eukaryota, Viridiplantae, Streptophyta, Magnoliopsida, Brassicales, Brassicaceae. Gene Ontology annotation, molecular function: transmembrane transporter activity. Gene Ontology annotation, cellular component: membrane. The record is from RefSeq and is a predicted model, not a curated record.
GGCGUGUUGUUGCCAAACGCAAAGAAAAACAUUCGACAUUACAGAAAACAAAACUUAUAAAAAAUAAAAAUAAAUUGAGAGAGAGAGAGAAGGGUGAUGAAGGAAGAACAAUGGGCACCAGUGAUAGUAAUGUUAAUAUCAAGUGUUGCAAUGGGAUCAGUGAAUGCUCUCGUUAAGAAAGUACUUGACGUUGGUGUUAACCAUAUGAUCUUUGGUGCUUAUAGAAUGGCUAUUUCUGCUCUAAUCUUGGUUCCGUUUUCUUGUAUCUGGGAGAGGAAAACAAGACCAAAGCUAACGUUCAUGCUUUUGGGCGAACACUUCAUCAGCGGAUUACUUGGGGCAAGUUUGAUGCAAUUUUUCUUUUUGCUUGGACUAUCGUACACGUCAGCAACUGUUUCGAUGGCUCUAGUUAGCAUGUUACCUGCUAUCACCUUUGCGUUAGCCCUUGUUUUCAGGAUAGAGAAUACCCAAAACCUGAAGAGCAAAGCAGGUGUGCUCAAAGUAAUGGGAACCCUAAUUUGCAUAAUGGGAGCAAUGUUCUUGACAUUUUACAAAGGCCCGGAGAUAUCAAACCAUCAUUCUCAUCCAGGAAUUCUUCAAAAGAACAAGAACACGUUACAUAACGAUGGUCACGACCAAACAAAGAACUGGCUUCUAGGCUGUCUUUAUCUGAUCAUUGGAACAGUGUUGUUAUCUCUAUGGAUGUUGUAUCAAGGAAAAUUAUGCUUAAAAUAUCCUGGCAAUAAAUACUCAAGCACUUGUCUCAUGUCAGUCUUCGCAGCAUUUCAAUGUGCCAUUUUGAGUCUUUAUAAGAGUAGAGAAGUCGAAGAUUGGAUCGUCGAAGAUAAAUUUGUCAUUUUCAUCAUCCUUUACGCUGGAAUAGUGGGACAAGCGAUGUCGACAGUUGUAACGUCAUGGUCAAUAAAAAUGACAGGAGCAGUUUUCGUGUCAACAUUCGCCCCCGUCAGUCUGGUUGCCGCUACGUUAUUCGAUUUCCUCAUCUUACGCUCUCCUUUAUACCUCGGCAGCAUACUUGGAUCCGUAGUGACUAUAACGGGUCUCUACGUGUUUCUUUGGGGAAAGAAGAGUGAGAUAGAUCAGUCUGUUUCGAAGACAUUGACCACUUCCAGUGAGAACAUUGAAAGCGAAGACCAUGUGAUAACAAAUGAUAAGGAUACUAAAUUGCCCGUUUGAUGUGUGAGGGGAAGUUGCUAUCACAUAAUCGUGAUAAGUGUCAUUGAUCAGCUCUGAAUUAUAAGACUUUAUUCACUCAAGGGUGUGACUCCAAGAAAUUAAAGAUAAACUCAUUGUAACGGCUCGUUGGAUUGAUACGUUUGUUCGGAUAAGAAAGAGGUUUAGCUCGAAAUAGUUUUUGUCAUUAUGUUGCUUUUCUAAAGUGCCCAUAUAUACUAGCUAGCUACAGUUUUAAGUUAAAUUUUAAUGUUUGGCACAUUUUACUUAAAUAUGUAACCAAAGAAAAAAAAAAGAGUAAAAGCAGUAGAGAUGCAACAAUAAUAGCUAAAGAAUAUCAUUGUCUA